AUGACUCUCCCCAAGCCCAACGUCUCGCCCCCGAAGAAGGCAGUGAUAUUCCACAACAUUGCCAAGAUAGCGUCGGAGAGCGAUAAAUUCCGCAGGGUCCUCUUCACCGGACAGCACAGCCAACUGGUACUCAUGACCAUUCCAGUCGGAGGCGAGAUUGGAGAGGAAACGCAUCACGUUGACCAGCACCUCUACUUCGUCUCUGGGAAUGCUCAAGCGAUCACAGAUGGAAAACACAAGGAAGACAUCAGCCCUGGCGACCAUGUCAUCAUCCCUGCAGGGACGCUGCACAAUUUCGUCAAUACCGGACCGACACCUCUGAUCGUCUCCACGGUUUAUGCUCCUGCAGAGCAUAAGGCGGAUACGGUUCACGACAGUCUGUCGCAGGGCGAGAAGCUGGAGGAGGAGGGUAAGGAUGAGCCUCCGCAAUGGGCAAAGCAGUAG
Molecule: messenger RNA, 444 nt
Organism: Laetiporus sulphureus 93-53
Lineage: Eukaryota; Fungi; Basidiomycota; Agaricomycetes; Polyporales; Laetiporaceae
Product: RmlC-like cupin
Exons: 6
Coding region: 1-444 (147 amino acids)
Source: RefSeq, a predicted model, not a curated record